GCAGAGAGAGAUUUUUAUUGGAAGCUGUUAAAGUGGUUGCUAUGAGACCUUCUCCAGCUAACACAGGCACAGCAGUGAGUGUGAGGCUGAUAAAUCACACCUCUUGCAUUAUACCUUUCCUCUCUGCCUUUGCCUUUUUUUUUUUUUUUUCUCCUCUAGCACAGCUUUUAUAGUUGUUUAAGAUCAGGGAAAGCACCUGCCAGUUGCUUGUUCUUCGUUUUGCUCCCUUCUUCUGCCUCGUGCAAGAUGGAGCUAGAAAACGAAAUGAUCAGCUCCUCUAGCAAUUCUUCAGCAGGCUCCAGAGAGUACAAGGUGGUGAUGCUGGGAGCAGGGGGAGUUGGCAAAAGCGCAAUGACAAUGCAGUUCAUAAGCCAUCGGUUCCCUGACUAUCAUGAUCCAACUAUAGAGGAUGCCUAUAAAACUCAAGUCCGAAUUGAUGAUGAACCAGCCUAUUUGGACAUUCUAGACACUGCUGGGCAGGCAGAAUUCACAGCCAUGAGAGACCAAUACAUGCGAGGUGGAGAAGGCUUCAUUAUCUGCUACUCCAUCACAGACCGUCAAUCCUUCCAAGAAGCUGCUGAGUUUAAGGAACUCAUUUAUCGUGUCCGGCACACCUAUGACAUCCCUGUGGUUCUGGUGGGAAACAAAAUAGAUCUUGAGGAGUUCAGGCAGGUCUCAACUGAAGAAGGAAUGAGUUUAGCCAGAGAAUACUCCUGCUCCUUUUUUGAGACUUCAGCUGCACUCCGCUUCUACAUUGAUGAUGUCUUUCAUGGACUAGUGAGGGAAAUUCGAAGGAAAGAGUCCUCAUUGCCCAUGGUAGAGAAGAAGAUGAAGAGGAAGGAUAGUCUGUGGAAGAAACUGAAAGGAUCCCUGAAGAAAAAAAAGGAAAAUACAACCUGAUGGCAAUUUUCCAGGAGCCACCCCUCAGGAGCUGACCACAGUAACCUGUAGUUGCUCAAAAAGGCAGCAUUGAGACAGCACCUUCCAGAGCAGGUUCUGGAGUUCCUUCCCUUCAGCCCUCAUGCAGGAGUAGCUCCUUGAAGGACCAAUUCAUGGUUGCCCUGUGGCUCUUCUGUACUAUAGAUAAAGUCAUUUAGCAUACCCUCUCAUCCCUUUCCUGCAAGUCCAAAUGGAUAAAAUACUGUGUUUUUUAAUGUGUGUUCCCUGGUCUUCAAAUGCUUUGAGUUACACCAGCAUCCAAGGCAGAACCAGCUUCUACCAGCUCUAGGACAAUGGAUGCACUUACUGCCUCCUCUCUGCAUGCAUGGAUCAUUUCAACAUUCCAGGAAUAAAUAGCAUUGAUUUCAGCGGGCAUUUUGACUGUUUAAGGACUUUUGGAUUUCACCUCCAGCUUUGCAUUCCCAAGUGGGUUUAGGGUUAGACUGUGCUCAGCCUGCAAACACAUGCCUGUGUGAAAACGUGUGUGUGAAAAGGCCCAAAGGGAAUGCUUGGGACUCACAAUUUUGACCCUGUGGUCCCCUAUCCUCAUUGUGUCCUUUCCAGUCAGCAGGAAAGGUUUUGCAAGCAGAGUACAAGUCGUGCACCAGCUGUUCAGAGGCUUCGGGGACACUGCUCUGUCUCCCGUGAUCUUCACUCACCAGGGCCUGGCAGCAGAGGAGCCAUGUCCUACAGACAUGCAGUGCAUUGAAAUCAUAGAAUAGUCUGCGCUGGAAGGGAACUUUUAAAGGUCAUCUACUCCAAACCCCUGCAACGAGCAGGGGCAUCUUCCACUAGAUCAGGUUGCUCAGAGCCCUUUUCAACCUGACCUUGGAUGUUCCCAGGGAUGGGGCACUCACCAUCUCACCGAGUAACCCAUGCCAGUGUGCCACCACCAGCCACACUUCCCUGUCCCAGCAAGGAGCACACAAAUGCACUGUUUGUCUGAUGCUUCCCAGAACCCUCCCUAGAGCGGUGCAGCUCUGUCCAAGCUUGUAACAGCAUCUGUCCGUGUAGUGUCCAGCCCUCAACUUAAAAGAAUUCCAUCAGAUCACCCACCAAUGUUCACAGUCCUUAAAAGUGUAGCUGAAUCACUUGAACAAUAAGUUGGACAGGUCUUUCGAACAUGCCUUUUUAAAGCUGGCAUAAAGUGCAGUAUAUUCUCACAAACCUCUCUCUUUUUUUGUUUG
This is a messenger RNA of Empidonax traillii (willow flycatcher), 2126 nucleotides long. RefSeq names its product Ras like without CAAX 2 (gene RIT2). Gene Ontology annotation, biological process: Ras protein signal transduction; positive regulation of neuron projection development. Gene Ontology annotation, cellular component: plasma membrane. The record is from RefSeq and is a predicted model, not a curated record. The coding region runs from base 247 to 900 and encodes 217 amino acids. Gene Ontology annotation, molecular function: GTPase activity; GDP binding; GTP binding. The transcript is spliced from 5 exons. NCBI's taxonomy places the organism in Eukaryota, Metazoa, Chordata, Aves, Passeriformes, Tyrannidae.